Ascochyta rabiei is the source of this 2397-nucleotide messenger RNA. Its product is annotated as Protein-serine/threonine phosphatase. The transcript has 3 exons. The coding region runs from base 1 to 2397 and encodes 798 amino acids. Gene Ontology annotation, cellular component: nucleus. Gene Ontology annotation, molecular function: RNA polymerase II CTD heptapeptide repeat phosphatase activity. The record is from RefSeq and is a predicted model, not a curated record. Lineage: Eukaryota; Fungi; Ascomycota; Dothideomycetes; Pleosporales; Didymellaceae.
AUGAAGAUCUCAUCGCCUUCGGGCCUGCACUAUCCCAUCGUCGUGCUCGAGCUGCUCAAGAAGCCUGACGAUGACGUAACGCGCUCGGAGCGCCUGUUCACGUACACGUACGAGAGCACAGUGACGGAAACGGACAAGUGGGGGGAGGACAAGACGCUGAAGAAGAAGCUCACCGCGCACUUUGAUGCGAGCACCGAGGGCAAGAUAUCGCGCUGGUACAUCAAGGCCGGCACCGUCGUCGCGCGCUCUGGAACCGAAAUCAUCGAGAUCGAGGAGCCAUGUACGCACGAGAUCCAGUUUGGCGGUCUCUGCGCUGAGUGCGGCCAGGACAUGACCAAGGUCGACCAUCUCACCCAAUCUCGCAACACCGACCGUGCGACGGUCAACAUGACCCACGACAACGUCGCCCUGCUCGUCAGCCACAAGGAAGCCGUGCGUGGCGAGGAGGAGACCAAGAAGCGGCUGCUGGGCGCGAAGAAGCUGACGUUGAUUGUCGAUCUUGACCAGACCGUCAUCCACACCACCUGCGAGCGCACCAUUGCCGAGUGGAAGGCGGAUCCAGAGAACCCCAACCACGAUGCAGUCAAGGACGUCGAGGGCUUUCAGCUUGCCGACGACAACGUCUCGAAUGUAGCUGCGAAUUGGUACUACGUCAAGAUGCGCCCAGGGCUCAAAGCCUUCUUUGACAGAAUUUCGAACAAGUACGAGAUGCAUGUCUACACAAUGGCUACCCGCGCAUAUGCGCAAGCCGUGUGCAAGAUCAUCGACCCCGAGCGCAAGUACUUUGGCGACCGCAUUCUCAGCCGCGACGAGAACUACACAGAUAAACUGAAGAGCCUGCAGCGACUCUUCUAUCAGAACACAGCCAUGGUGGUCAUCAUCGACGACAGAGCAGACGUCUGGCAGUACAGUCCCCACCUCGUCCGCGUGCCCGUCUUCAACUUCUUCCCUGGCGCUGGCGACAUCAACGCAAGCUUCUUACCUAAGCAGCAGGAGCUCGUUACACAGUCGAGACCCGCCCCAGCUCCCACACAGAGGACUGAAAAUGUCCCUGUAGCUACCCCUGACGCCGGCGAAUCUACCGAGGUCACACCCGUGGAAGGUACCGACGGUGUCCCGGAUGCGCUGGAGCAGCAGUUGCUCUCUAUGGCGUCUCCCGAGACACUGGACGAGCAGACCAAGGAGCAAGAAAAAGUCAUCAUCGCCCAGCAAACCGAGAGGCCUCUGCUGCAGCAACAGCUCAUGCAGGACAAGGCGGACGAAGAGGCAGAGUGCAGCGAAGAGCCCGUUGCGAUAGCAAAUGGCGACUUGCAGCACUCGGAGCCUCCGAAACAGCGACACAGCAUUCUGCAUGACGAUGAUCGAGGCCUGGAUGUCAUCGAAAACAACUUGAACCGUGUACACGCUGCGUUUUACGACGAGUACAGAAGGUCAAAGGCGGUGGGACCGGCAGGACGUGUCGCAGCGCUCAAGGGCGAGAGAAGCCCCAAGAAGCGGAUGAAUGACACUAUUCCUGAUGUUGCUGAGCUGAUGCCGGAGAUCAAAGAGCAAGUACUCGGUGAGGCAGUGGUGGUGUUCUCUGGCAUAAUCCCGCUUGGCGUUGACGUUCAGACAUCUGAUUUCGCGCUUUGGAUCAAGAGCUUUGGCGCCGAAGUAAGCACCAACAUAAGUCGACGGACAACGCACGUCAUCGCCAACCCGGAUCGCAAAACGACCAAGGUCAAGAAAGCGGCGCGCUAUGAGCACAUCAAGAUUGUGAACCCAGAGUGGAUGUUGCAGUGCUGCUCGAGGUGGGAGCAUGUCGACGAGACUCCUUACCUCAUUGAAAUCGACCCAGCGGACCGCGGCGGCUCGCCGUUCGAGGACGACAGCAUCAAUGCAUCAGGCGACGAGGAGACAGACGAUGUUGCUGAUUCGCCCGUGACGCUCAACCUGACUGCCGACACGUGGGACUCGGUGGACGACGAGCUAGCCGACUUUCUGGAUGGGGACGACACGGACGGCGAGCACGCGUCGGAAUCCGAGGGGGAAGGCUCGGACGACAGCACAGCAUCCACAUGCAGCAAGAACCAGAAGAAGCGAAAGCGUACCAACGGCAACGCUACCGAUGGCAGCGAGGCGGAAGAGAGCGACAGCAGCGUCACCAGCACAUCCCGACUGCAGAGACGGAAGAAGCGCACAAUGGAAAGAGUAACGUCGUUGGCGAACGUUGUGAGUGCAGAGAAGUCUUCAGGCCUACCGACACCAGAGGCAACAGGACCCGAAGCGGUGUCGACGGGCGACGAAAAGGAAGGGCCUGAAGGCAAUGGCGUUGCAGCCGACCUGCAAGACGACUACGACGACGGGCUGGAGGCCGAGCUGCUAGCGGGCUUCGACAGCGACGAUGGCGAAGCAUGA